This is a messenger RNA of Paramecium tetraurelia, 768 nucleotides long. RefSeq lists its product as uncharacterized. Gene Ontology annotation, cellular component: axoneme; radial spoke. Gene Ontology annotation, biological process: cilium assembly; axoneme assembly; cilium movement involved in cell motility. Lineage: Eukaryota; Ciliophora; Oligohymenophorea; Peniculida; Parameciidae. The record is from RefSeq and is a predicted model, not a curated record. The transcript is spliced from 3 exons.
AUGCUAAAAGAGAAACAAAAUUUAUAUGUUCAUUUGAAUAUUGUAUUCAGUAAAAUCUUAUUGGAUAAUCCAAACAUAUUAAUAAAUAUUGAAUAAUAGAAUGCUGUUGAAUUAUUUGAAGAUUACUCCAUUUAAGUUAAAUCAAAUGGAUAUAAAUUUGAAAAAUACAAUGAAUUUUAUAGAUCAAAAGUAUAUAAGGAUUCAAAUAGACAAUAAACAACAUUGACAAUUGUAAAUAAAAUAAAUCUUGGAACUGAUGAAGAACCUUAAGAAACUAAUUCAACUGGAUAUUUACCUAAUUUAAUUGAAGAAUCUUAUUUAUAUGAAUGGGCAGGUAUUGGAAUUCAUGAAAAUUAUAAAAUAUUAAAAGCAUUAACAUUAUUAUCUGUUAUUAAAUCAGUAUUUAAACUAAGAUUUUUUGGGGUAAAAUCAUGGGUAGAUAAAACGAUUAUCAUAUUGCUGAAGGAUUAGCUUAUAGUCCAGUUGAGAUGGAGAAUUACUACCUGAUGUUAAACCUAGAGGAUGUGGAAUUAAUACUAAAUCUUAUUGGGCACGCACAGACAUCUGAAAUGAUAAGGAUUUGGUUGAAUUACCAUUGAUUACACUAUAAUAAAUCAAUAUUUCAUAACAAAUUACAUAUAUGUUUACAGGUAAUCUAGAAGCUGAUGUCUUAAUAAUCCUUAUUUCUUUGGAAAGAAAAACAUUUAUUAAAAGCCUAAAUUGUUAGAAUUACUUAAUCAACUGUCAUUAAUCCUAAAUAUUAAUAUA